Messenger RNA from Aplosporella prunicola CBS 121167, 2067 nucleotides. RefSeq lists its product as uncharacterized. Lineage: Eukaryota; Fungi; Ascomycota; Dothideomycetes; Botryosphaeriales; Aplosporellaceae. The transcript is spliced from 2 exons. Bases 90 to 2060 code for a protein of 656 amino acids. The record is from RefSeq and is a predicted model, not a curated record.
GCUGACGUCACUUUGCAGCGCCAGUAACCAUCUAUAUAAUUGACAUCCAUCCUGCCAAUGGCUUUUUACUUGUUGCUAAAGCUUCCGCUAUGGGCGACAUUCUACUUUCCCGGCACAGCAGUCUCUCACAACAGCCUCAGGAGACCAAUGAUUUUGAAAUCCAGCUCAUCGGGACUAGCGACUCUAUUGCUGAUCAACCAACCAAUAAAGCCAAAUGGUACAGCCAGCAAAGCCUUUCCAUGUGGACCAUCGAGGUUCUUAGUUUUGCUUUGGCAGUUAUUGCCUUAAUGGCAAUACUCAUCACACUUUUAAUUCACGACAAUCAGCCGCUCCCACAAUGGCCUCACCUGAUAUCCAUCAACUCUCUCAUUGCUACGUUUACGGCAAUCUUCAAAGCAUGUAUGCUUUUACCCGUGGUAGAGGGGAUCAGUCAGUUCAAGUGGUUGUGGUUCAGUAAGCCACAGCAGCUAGCUGACAUCGAGCGCCUCGACCUGGCAAGCCGUGGACCCUGGGGUGCUCUUCGACUCUUGUUCAAUUACUGUAUUGGGAGACGCGGCUAUCACCUUGCUAGCUUUGGCGCAGUAAUUACUAUCGCCUCACUUGCUAUCGAUCCUUUCUCACAGGAAAUAAUCAAAUACCACAGCUGUCUUCAGCCAGUGGAUGGAAUGAAAGCCCAAAUUCCGAGAACCAAUAAUUAUCAUAUUCAUGGACCUCCGGGCGGCAUUAACUCAGUCGGCAAUGAACUUGAUUCGUCCAUACAGCUUGCAUUUUACACGGGUUUAUUUAGUUCUCUAGCAAAUGCGUCCGCACCUCUAGCAGUUAAGUGCCUGACAAAAAAUUGCACAUUCGCUGAAGAAGACAGCGGAGCUUUCCAGACAUUAGCGAUUUGUCAUUCUUGUCAAGAUAUAUCUAACGAGGUGACAUGGAACUCUAGUGCGAAAGAAUACGAACUUCCCGUAUUCUCUAGAGAGAACAGAUCAAUAUCCUUGACACCUUGUAACGACUCUAAAUGCAAAGCCUAUUCAAUAAGCAGCCACCAUCCGGCACCGUCUAAUCUCUGGGAAAUCGAAGCACUUUUAAGAAAGAAUCACUCGGAUUGCUGGCAAGAGCCCUGCAGUCCAACCCCUUUCGCUGUCGGAUGUUCAUUACGGCCAUGCUUGAAAACUUAUGGGGCAAAUGUAACAAAUGGAGACUAUAAAGAGAUAGAGCGGGGUGUGGAAUUUCUCGCUUCGGACGAGGAUGGGGACUUUUCGCUAGCUUCCAAACAAAUUUUGCGGGAUGGCAAGUGGCGCGAUUGCGAGAAAUCCCAGGAGUACAGCGAGAACACUCCAGUUCUUGUUGACUUGAGGGACAAGACUAUCCAUGGCCGGAAACUGGAUACUUACUAUAUGAGGCCUCAUUAUCCACCAGAAAAGGUCUGGUAUCCUAGAGACUGUGUGUGGAACAUGGACUACUAUACUAGUCGAGCCAUUAGGGACUUUCUAUCUGGAAUGUACAACGGAAAUCAACUAUACCACUAUCCUUCUGAGGAUGUCAAUAUUAUCUACAGUAACAUAUGGCUACAAUUACUCUACCAGAACGGCAGCGCCACUAUGGACACAGUCAAUAGUUAUUGGAAGAACAUCGCCGAGGCCAUGACAGCUCAAAUACGACAUAGUGCCACUGGGCCCGAGAGCACACGAUACGCCUUCGGCAAGGCAUGGAGCCAGCAGACCUGUAUUCACGUUCGGUGGGCAUGGAUCAGUUUCCCGGCUAUGCUCAUGGUACUUUCAUUUUGUUUCUUCGUCGCUGUCAUGUUCCAGAGUUGGGAGAACGAGUGGAAAGGUGACUGGAAAUCUUCAGCGUUGGCGCCAAUAUUCCACGGGCUCGGCCAAGGAUGCGAUUUGCAGGAAAGCAAGAUGAUGAAAGACGACAUGUAUUCAACUUCGAAAGAUAUGCGAGUGCGGCUACAACGCAGAGGGAGCGGAUGGCAGUUGAUUGACGUCGAAGAGAUCAAAGAGAAGACUCCCCAACCGCAAAGUAAUAAGACGGGAAUGCGUUUGCGGUCGCAGACGCUUUAAUAAUGAG